AUGUUUGGAACAACGUUGGCCGGACGGCCAGUUAAGCUGGCUGAUCAAAUAGACACACUCAAAUAUGUCACAACAUAUGAAAAUAUCUCGGCUAACAGGAUAUCUCACCUUUCGAUAUUUCUUGUCCCCAAUGUACCUUUCGAUCCUAGUUACGGUGCAUUGAUAUACUAUCAGUUUCAAAAAGGCGGCGUGCCUUUAGCAGAUUUCCGGCUUCUGGGAGGCCUGGAUGCAAACAAGCAAAGUGCCAUAUUCAAGAUUAAUCCGGAAGCCUACACCAGCGGAGGGCAACAACAGUCAGUCGCAAAAGAAGGAGAUAUAGACAUGGACAUAGAGAUUGACCCUUCGGCGCCGCCCGUGGACACUACACUGGUUAUCGGUAUUUCCAUUGAGCCUUUGACAGUAGCUGCUGCUCAACUGGAGCAAUUGAAGUUGUCAAAAGCACCUCAAUUGUCCUUACCUGCUCCUCCUAGUCUAUCCAUCAACGACAUACCAUUGACCAAAGAACAAGUUGAGUCUGUUUCGAAUAAAAUCAUCAAGAACGCUUAUGAUUAUCUGAGCUCUUUUGUUGACUCUUCAAAUAAGGUUCCCAUUAAAAAAUUUGACGAUUGGUGGGCCAAGUUCAAAUCGAAAUUGGCGACCGAUCCUAAAUUCUUGGAUAAUUUAAAUUGA
Ogataea parapolymorpha DL-1 is the source of this 669-nucleotide messenger RNA. RefSeq lists its product as uncharacterized. Gene Ontology annotation, biological process: protein import into nucleus. Lineage: Eukaryota; Fungi; Ascomycota; Pichiomycetes; Pichiales; Pichiaceae. Gene Ontology annotation, cellular component: cytosol; nucleus. The coding region runs from base 1 to 669 and encodes 222 amino acids. The transcript has a single exon. The record is from RefSeq and is a predicted model, not a curated record. Gene Ontology annotation, molecular function: nuclear import signal receptor activity.